AUGUCGUGCCCGUUGUUCUUCGUAGUUGCCCGUGUCGUCGGCUACUACUGGGGCCACGACCUCUCCGCCUCCGAGCCAGACACCCUCUGGGGCCUCGAAGGGUACACCCACCCGGCGGGCUUCUUCCUCGGCCACACCUCGACCGACGUCUUCAAGCGCGAGAUGCGCCUCGCGGACGAGCAGAAGCUGCUAAAGACCGUCCAGGGCAUCGGCAGCCCGGACUACGAUCUGCAUCACUAUGACCUCGCUGGCGGCUGGUUAAAGCGGGAGGAUGAUCCCGGGAAGGACUCUCGGGAUAGCGCGGUCGCUGUUGUGUAUUUUUGGGCGGCGGAGGAAGGUAGGAGGGAGGAGGUUGUGAGGAGUUUGGAGGGGUUUGCGAAAGCGCAGAGGGAGAGGGCGGUUGGGGAGGCGGAGUUGCAGAGCUGUGCUGUUUUGAGGGAGGUUAUGGAUAGGAGGUUGGCGACAUUGUGGUUACGUACAAAGACUCAACAGCACCUCAAGUCUCAAUUGGAGACAAAGGAUUACAAGGACUUGCUCGCGACUUUGCAGCCGUUGACUGUCCGGACGGAGACGCACCUAUCGCAAGUCUUUAAUGGACACAUUGAUCAGCCACCGACAGGGACUGGUGCGUGA
Molecule: messenger RNA, 633 nt
Organism: Colletotrichum scovillei
Lineage: Eukaryota; Fungi; Ascomycota; Sordariomycetes; Glomerellales; Glomerellaceae
Exons: 3
Coding region: 1-633 (210 amino acids)
Source: RefSeq, a predicted model, not a curated record